Sparassis crispa is the source of this 990-nucleotide messenger RNA. RefSeq lists its product as hypothetical. The coding region runs from base 1 to 990 and encodes 329 amino acids. The record is from RefSeq and is a predicted model, not a curated record. Lineage: Eukaryota; Fungi; Basidiomycota; Agaricomycetes; Polyporales; Sparassidaceae. The transcript has 4 exons.
AUGGUACCCAGGCCGAGCGUCGUUGACCUUUUCCCGACAGAGCUCUUUCUGAUGGUGAAAGAGUACAUCCCGCAUUCCGACGUACGGACACACGCGUGCUUCUACGGCACCCACCCCCGGAUCGCUGCAAUUUACGACGCGAACGCGAAGGACCAGGACCUCUUCUGGCGACACGCUCUCUGGCUCUCGGGCAUCGGCCUGCUCGACGGAGAGGACCCAGAGAAGAUGCAGUGGAAGAAGCUCGCGCUCGGCAUCGUCGAGCGCGACGGCUUCUGCACCAACCCCCGCUGCGGGGGCGCGCUGCUCGAGCAAAACGCGGAGGACAUGCGCAAGUGCAUGGAACAUGCGGAACGCCCCUUCGCGCCAUUCGCGGCCUACCCCGCAGACGCGCCCGUAGCCCUCCCGCUGCUCACAAACGCCUUCCUCGCGAUCGACGCGGAGUUCGUCGGCACCAAACCCAGCGAGCUCGUGCGCAUCCCGACUGGCCAGUCUACCCCCGCGGGCAAGCCGAUAUACACGCCGCUGCGCGCGCACCCCAUCGCCUCGCGCAGCUUUGCGACGUUCCCCCCCAUCCAGCAGAUGUGGUUCAACCCGUAUGUCGGGCAGAAGCUCGGGCCCGCUUCCAGGCGCUACGGUGUGACCGUCCGGGACGUUUUGGAGACGAUCAACGAGGGCUUGGACGAACCGCUGCAGGUGCCUGCGGUAGCGUUCUGCAUCGGCGACGUGAUGCGGUCUCUGGCGGAUUGGGACCCUGAGACGCCGGUGCCGCGAUGGAACAUAUUCGAGGCGAUGGCGCGCCUGGCGACUCUGCGCAAGGUUUUGCGGUACUUCAGCCGCUUCGACAGAAUCGAGUUGUUGAGCAGGGCCGAUCACGAUCCGGUGUUCGUCGUUGUCCUGUGCAAGCGGGACUUUAGUUGGAUGAAGGCGGGGGAGCUCACGGAUCUGUCCAAUGCGUGGUGGGCCGAAUGGAUACCGAGCGUUGAAAUUUGA